AACUUCUGGGGACACUUUGUCUGUAAAACAGAGGAAUGCGAGGAAAAAGAAUGGAUAUCAGCCAUCAUCGCCAGUCGCCUGGUUUUUUCCAGGUCCGAUAAUUCCUACAAGGUCAUACUUCAUGCUCAGAAGUGCAGACAAUGCGAACGCUAUGCCAAACCUAUUGUGGAUCCGGAGGCCUAUGCUCAGCGGGUGGUCUUUGUUUUGGACUUGUGGCUGGGCCUUAGAGAAAGGAUAGAGUCCACUGAAUCUGGACUCAAAACCAGGGGUCCUCAUGAUAUCAAUCGCUGCCAUGGAUGCGCGGUAGGCGAGUGUAAA
Lobosporangium transversale is the source of this 318-nucleotide messenger RNA. RefSeq lists its product as hypothetical. The record is from RefSeq and is a predicted model, not a curated record. The annotation marks the transcript as partial. Lineage: Eukaryota; Fungi; Mortierellomycota; Mortierellomycetes; Mortierellales; Mortierellaceae. The transcript has a single exon.